Hyposmocoma kahamanoa is the source of this 1086-nucleotide messenger RNA. RefSeq lists its product as uncharacterized. The transcript has 7 exons. The coding region runs from base 37 to 1086 and encodes 349 amino acids. The record is from RefSeq and is a predicted model, not a curated record. NCBI's taxonomy places the organism in Eukaryota, Metazoa, Arthropoda, Insecta, Lepidoptera, Cosmopterigidae.
GCGCCGCUGUGGCAGCGCGUGCGCGGCCCGCGCCAGAUGCGCCCGCGCUGGGCCCGGCGCCACCUGCUGCUGGCGCACAACCUGCUGUACGCCUUCCGCUCGCCCGAGUGCGGCCGCGCCACGUGCCUCAUCUUCCUGGAGGGCUGGUCGGUGUGCGCGGCGGGCGAGGUCAAGUCGCGCGCGCACGCCUUCAAGGUGUACUGCGUGGGCUCGGCCUUCUACUUCGCGGCCGCCACGCGCCAGCGGCAGCAGGCCUGGAUCCAGCUGCUGCAGCGCGCCACGCUGCAGUCGUCGCCGGCCGCGCCGUCCGCGCCGGUGGACCUGUCCAAGCGGUUCUCGGAGACGGAGUACUCGGAGACGUCGUCGGAGGGCGAGGAGGGCCGCGAGCGGCCGCGGGCGCCGGCCGCGGAGCGCGACAAGGGCAAGUUCGGCUCGCUGAAGAAGCUGACCACGCGCAUGCGCAGCGAGUCGCAGGAGAGCGUGGCGGGCGCCGGCGCCGCCAGCCUCGACCGCAAGUACCUGCGCUUCUUCGGCCGCCACCGCGCGCGCGACGACAAGCCGCACAAGAACAAACAGCUGGGCGUGCCGGUGCCCACCGAACACUACCGCAGCUACCGGCGCGUGGCCGACCCCCCCGCGCCCUUGUCCCCUCUGUCCCCCCUGUCUCCGUCCCCCCCUGAUGACCGGCCCAAGAAGAUACCCAAGCCCAUCAACUUCAUCCACGCAUCCAACCCCAACCUGGUGGAGUUCGAGCGCAGCGAAUUCGUGGGCCGACCCUCGCUGCAGCCCAGGCCUAAGGUUCAGAAGCCGGAGACCUUCCUGGGCUUCGUGACGCUCGAGGAAUUCAUGCUCAAGAAGCAGGAAGAGGAGCGCCGGCAGAUGUACACGAACCGCGUGCUGAUGGGCAUCGAGCGCGACAAGCUGGAGGAGCGCAACAGCGGCGGCAAGAAGGCCGCCAAGGAGCUGCAGAAGCGCCUGGACCGGAUCGUGCCCGACGUCAUCUACGGCCAGCUGGAGCGGCCCGACGGCGCCGCGCCGCGCAGCCCCGGCCGGGGCAGGGGCAGGGACGGGGGCGGGGCCGGCUGA